CGGUUUUGCGUGACACGCUCGCUUCGUGUAUUGCGUUUGAGAGUGGCGAGAAUCGAGGGAGCGGGCGAAGUGACGGACGCGUGAUUAUCGCGUAAUUAACCCGCGUGAGGUCCGCGAUUAUCAAGAUUUUCCCAAUUAACGUUGAUUGACGCGUGCACGAGGGGAAGCACGAUUCUUCUCCAGAAGAGAUAUGCGCGCGCGCGCGCGCAUAUCUCGCGUUGUCAAAAUCGCGGAUUAAUUAACGUUGGUGCGAGAAAGUGUGUUGGUUCGAAAGUGUCGAAAAGUGACGCGAGUGACAGCAAUUUAUGAAUUAAUUCGCAAUUAAUCGAAAGAUCUUCCUGAGGAUUUCUUGCAGAGGAAUAGGCAACGGCAAACGGACAGCAAAACACAACCUCCUCGCGCGGAUGAGUGAGCGGCAGUUUGCACUUUCACGCGAGAUGCGCCUCUUCAAACGUUCCACGGCCGAUACGAGCCCGCAGCUUGUCUCGGCCGUGUCUAUCUCUCAGGAUAUCGCCGUCGCGAGUAAUAAAGUCGAAAGCAAUGCGUCUGAGAGAGCGGAGAAAAAAUCGAAGACAGACGACGACAGACUGGAAGAUGCUCCUUCGGCCAAAGAUGUUGACGCGCAAAAAGAAUCGUCGAUGGAUUCCUCUAUUCUGACUCGUAAAGGUAUUUCAACGUGGGGACGAAAAAUGGGUCGACGAUGGGAUCAGAUGAAGAGGUCGAACAGCUCCGAGUUACUUUCGGUGUCACGACGGCGACGACGCUGGAGCCCGCAUCGGAAAAGCGGUUGCGACGAGGCCGCGAUCGAGAAAGAAAAUGGUAACAGUGAGUCCCUCAGACCAAAAAGAAUUCCUAGAGUGGAAUCGUUGAGGAAUCUCUUCAGAACCAGCGGCGAUCACUCUCUUAACAGCAAAAGUACCGCGAGAAGCGCGACGAUACAGGAGGAGGACGUCGUAAGCGUGAGCCCCAUGGAGAAGACUCUCAGUGACGGAGCUCUCAGAAAAAUACAGUUUCGCGGUGUAAGUUCCAGUAUUUUGGACGAUCGCGAAUUCGCUCAAACCGAUCGGGAGAUGUUUCUUCGUCAGAAGAAAUUACAGCUGAGUCGCAGCAUUCAGGAUCUGCAGGAACAGCAGCGAGUUUUGGAUUACAUAUUGAAAAAUCGUGAGAUUCUGCAUACACGGCAGGGUAGAACGCUCGCGAAGGACACGUUGGAGAACGUUGGAACGAAUGCGAAUUGUUCCAACGAUCGCGCGAAAGAAACGAAGACCGGUCCGUCGUCAACGUCCGGUCAGCAUCAGUCAUCUUCUCCCAGUAACGACAAUGUUAAGAGAAAUUCUUCCGCCAAUGUGCUGACUGGUCUCGAGGAUCUGCUGAGCAAUCUGCGUAUAGGUUGCGACGAAAGUGGUUACGAUUCGGACAGCACGCGAACCGGCGCCGAUUCGCCGGACAGUGAAAAAUGUGUGGCGCCUUCGUUAUUGAAACCGCGCAGUUUCUCCGUGACGUCGGAUGAUUAUCGCGGUAUCGGUUUGUCGCUUGGCGAUGCGUCGCGGAAAAAGGACGUGACGAUUCAGCCGACGUGCUCGUCAGAAACGACCGACGCUUCGAAAAGUGAGAAGGUCAACGGCACCAACGUCGCUGUCGAUAACGCGACGAGCAACACUUUUCUUGACGACUCGGUCGCAACCACAUCAACCGCGUUAAUAUCGGACGAGGACAAUGACACGGAUAGUUGCGACGAAGAUACUUUCGCCGAUUUUCUGGAAUAUCAAUCGGAUUUGACGAGAAUUUAUCCCAAGACGGAAGCGGAACUCUAUCCGAAGAGUCGCGGGGUCGGAAGAAAGACUUCCGCUCUGCUCGACGAAGAUUUUACGAAACUUCAAAUGACGGAUAAUAAUGAUCUCGAUUUUACUCUGACGCGAUGUGACGAUGAUGCUGAUGCUGCGUGCGACGUCAAUGACGUCAAAAUAAAUGUUGACUCGGACGAGAGACAAUCUUGUGCAACAACCGAAAAUCACGUUGACGUACCUCAAGCGGUUAAGACACAGAAUAUGUUCAAGGACAAGAAGUGGAGGAAUCGUAAGUGUUCCAGCCCGAGUUUGAUGCAUCUCUUAGAGCACGCCGCGUCUCCUUGUAAGGAUAGUCCACCGGCUAGCAAGAUCCAUUCCUCGUGCGCGACGAAUCGUGUGCAGUACUACAGUCCAAAGAGAUCGCGCUCUACUCUGGAACUCGAUGCGUCUGAUAUGAUGAGAAAUGUGGCGAAGAAAGUGCUUACGACGAGCAUUAGCGGACCGUCACUACCUACCGUUUCCACUUCCAGGAUCGUAACCGCCAACAACAAAUUUCCGAUACGACGCGAAUUGAAAACGAUGAAACUCACAGUGAGCCGCACAGUGGGUCUCGGUAUAGCUCUCGAGCGAUGCGAAGCGGCCAGGCCGUUCUAUGUGAUCGCCAGGUUGGAUCCUGACGGCGAGGCGGCCAAAUCGAAGCAGUUUCGCAUCGGUGACGAGAUCGUGCGAGUAUGCGGACGUAGAAUACGCGGCAUGUCGAUAGCAGAAGCGCGAAACGCCCUGCGAAGUUGCGUUGGUACGGUCGAGCUGCAGAUCGCGCGAGAACCGAAUUCGGCUUUCGGCGAGGAGAUCGGCGAUACUUGGGGUAAUACUGUAGGGCGAACACGAAGCGAUGACGCGUGGAUCUUGAAGAAAGGAAGCACCGAACAUUCAGUCUUCGCUGACGAUGCUUCAUCGCCGACAAAAACUGGCGGAUCGUGUGCCACUGACGAGACGACCGCUAAUCUUCAGAAGAUGACGGGAAUGAAGAAGUUUCAGGUGGUGAGAAAACGUAGCGCCGAAGCUCCCGUCGUACGACGAGGAUCUAGUUUGUCCAUGGAUCUGCUUACGAUCGUACUGGAAAAGGGUGCGCCGAAGAAAUUGGGUUUCUCCAUCGUCGGUGGUGUCGAUAGCAAUAAGGGCCGCAUGGGAAUCUUCGUGAAGGACAUUAUGCCCGGUGGGCAAGCCGCGGAAGAAGGUACUCUGAGAGCGGGAGACGAAAUUUUAGCCAUCAACGGUUCCUCAUUGGACGGUCUAACACACGGAAAGGCGUUGCAGAUGUUCAAGACCGCAAAAGCUGGAAACUUGGUACUUCACGUCGCCAGAAAGGAUCCAGCGCAUAAACGGUUGUGCUGCAAAUCAUACGAUUUAGAAUACUAUACUUAUAAAUAUUAACACGGUACGUUACACAAUCAAAAUCGUACGAUUGUCUCGACAAAUUAACAAAGUCCGCUGAUGAAUAAAAUAUUAUCUUUAAAAGACUCUUCGUUGCCGAGAACAGCUUUGAAUUAGUUUGAGAAAGAUAUGAUACCUUUUUACAAAGUAUGACUUUGGUUUGAAACUCCCGGAUCAAUUUCUCAUAAUUCUGCUAACAUCUCACAAAUAUUAUACGUACUUUCAAUGACUCUUUAAGUACACAAAGUGUAUUCGUGGAUGGUGAAUGAACCAUGGUUGAUAAAAUGUGUAACAAUUAAUAUUUUUUUGCUACUGAAUAAUGUAAAAUUAUUAUAAUUUUCUCUUUUUUCUGAUUUAAUUUUUUUUUUUUUUUUCACGAACAUGUUAUUUCUUGUCAUGUUUCACGAACACGCAACAUAUUAAUUCUUUGCACUCGAGACGAUUUCGGCUAUAUCAGAGAAGCAUUUUACAGGUACUUUAAAAUCAUUUAUACUCAGACAAACAUAUAAAAAUAUAAUAAAAUUUCAUUAAUUUAUUUAUUUUUAUAAUUUAUUUUGAAUACAACAAAAGUAGACGCCGCUCGAGUAGACGCUUCAAAUCGGCGGGGCGCCGCAGCGGCGCCGCUCGAGUGCAAAGGAUUAAAAUUCUCUAAAAACCAUCUCAGAAGUAAAGAAUGUAGUUCGCACGUAUUUAAUUAUUUACGCUUUUAUAUAUUUCGAAUUUAACAUAUAUGUUCCAGAAAACAGAGAAAGAUAACGAUACACUUUGAAAAGUACUGUUGGAAUUACAUACAUUACUGCCAAACGCAUCUGUGCCUUUUUUCGUUUUGUUUGGAAUUCGCUAUCUCGCGUAUAAACGUUAUAUUCAAACGUUAAAGAAAUGUUGUAAGUGAGAAACUAAGAUGUGUAAUUGCUUAGCGACAUGAUUUGCGCAUCCUUAAGGCUUCUGGGUAUUUCUGCAGCUUCUAUGUUUAAAUUAUAUGAUGUUAGUGGUGAGAGAUUAUGUGAAUUUUUGUUUUCUGUAACUUAUAUCAAAAUAAAGUAGGUUUUUUUUUUUUUACACCCCACCAGUGUUCGAAAGUUUAAAUUGGUGAAACUGAAAAUUUCUUUUUCGGUUUACAAGUUAGUAUUGAAUGAGUGCAAAAGUUUUGAUGGAUUUUAUGAUAGAAAAAUGGAACGAAUAAUUUUAUUCAAAACGAUUUAUUUGUUUUACCGGUGCAACAUUAAAAGAUAUAAACAAGUGGAUUACCAGAUUACUUGGUAGAGUGAAUAAAUCGUUUUUCAUAAAAUUACUUGUUCCAUUUUUCCAUCACGAAAUUUUUUAAAACAUUUGCACUCAACAAUAAAUAUCUAAAAAUCUUCAAUCUCAAAUAAGGUCUAUUGUCACCGAAAACAGACGUUAAACGUAUAAAUUGAAUUACACACGCAAUUAUAUAUAUACGCAUAUAUAUAUAUAUAUCGAUACAGAAAAAAGAAAUAA
Messenger RNA from Pseudomyrmex gracilis, 4700 nucleotides. RefSeq lists its product as uncharacterized. The transcript is spliced from 6 exons. NCBI's taxonomy places the organism in Eukaryota, Metazoa, Arthropoda, Insecta, Hymenoptera, Formicidae. The record is from RefSeq and is a predicted model, not a curated record. Gene Ontology annotation, molecular function: protein binding. The coding region runs from base 405 to 3221 and encodes 938 amino acids.